AUGUACUUCGCAAAUCCUCUCAUUACUGAAAAGCUGAACACAUUGAUUCUGGUUCGUGAACAACAAUACAGUUCGCUCAAGCAUAUCACGUAUCCUAACUUCGUGCAACAGAUUUUUCUUUUCCUGAGGUCUUUGGCUCAGUACGACAAACUUCGCACUCGGGGCGCGUUUCUCGAACAGUUCCGAAAAGAGGAAAUUUUUCGUGAUGAUCCCGAUCUGAAAGAAUUCUCUGACAGUCGUCAGGUUGUGCAUAACCUGAUCGAGGAACACACGGCGGCAACACGUUCCGAUUAUAUCCACUGGGGUGCGCAACGCGCAGUCGCUGUGGCGGCCACACAAGCAGCUGCAGCCGCAGCUUCCAUGAGCACUGCGGCAUCCUGA
Molecule: messenger RNA, 381 nt
Organism: Echinostoma caproni
Lineage: Eukaryota; Metazoa; Platyhelminthes; Trematoda; Plagiorchiida; Echinostomatidae
Source: the annotation of a GenBank genome assembly